AUGCACAGUGCGCAAUUCCCCACGCUACUGCACUCCGCGCCCUGCGCGAGGCGCCACUCCCCCUGCUGUGCUGAAUUCGCGCAAAACUUCCGACAAACCCGAAUUCAUGUCCACAGAUUCACUCCACCCACCCAAAAGCAUUCGAUGGCGCUACUAGAAGAAUCAGCGAAGUUCCGGGACAGAGCAACCGUUACCACCGCGGCUGACCGUGCAGAUAGUGGACACGUGGCAGCUGACAUGACAGCUGACGCGUCAGCUGACGUGGCGAGAAGGAAUGCACAACACGAAAGGGCUUGUAGCGGAGUUCCCCCGAUCGCAUCCGCCAAUUCUUCCGCCGCUGCCGGAGCGGUUUCCGCGACUGGUGCUUCCUCCAGUAGUGCUUCCGCCAGUAACGCUUCCACCGUUAAUGCUUCCGCCAGCACCCCUGUGACUACCCCCGAAUUGGUCCCGCGCUCCUCCCGCCCAUCCACCCCCCGCUCCCCCCGCCCCUCCAACAUCCCCUUCGAUACCCCUCAAAAACCCCCUCGCCCGAUCAGUCUAUCCAUAAGCACGACUUUUUCAGGGGAAAACACCCCAGCGGGGCCGUCGCCCCGCGCUGCUGCAGCCGCGGCUGUAGCGGCCGCUGCUGCUGAGCUGCUUUGGGAAACGCCGCCGAAGCAGACUGCCGGGACAGGUUCGGGAACAGGUUCGGGGACAGGCUCGGCAGCCGCAUUGCAACGGCAAGGCUCGGGAAAGGGCUGGGGAGUGAAUUCGCCAUCAGGAAGGGGAGCCGAUGGGAUCAGCGUCAGCGGUGGUUCAGGGCUGCAGCGGCAGCCGUCAGGCUCGGCAUCAGGCUCGGACACUCCGAAGCUGAAGCAGUGGGCCGCGGCCCAUCCCCCUGCACACGGGUUGGAUAAAUCUGCUCUGGUGGUGGACGGCUCAGCCUUGUCGUAUCUGUGGAAGGAGGUGGUGGGGAGGGACGGCGCGGCAAGAGAGGGCGGCAAGGGCGCAGACGUGAGGAGGGAGAAGGUGUACAACACCAUGUUCAACGUGCCGUGGCGCUGUGAACUGGUGAGAGAUCCAGAGCGGUGGAAAGUGGUGAGACGGUUGACUUCCAUGAGGAGAGAGAAGGUGUAUAACACCACGUUCAAUGUGCCGUGGCGGUGUGAAUCGUCCGAUUCUUCCACACUCCCACAGUCCGAUUCUUCCCUGCUUCCCUUCUUCCUCCCUCCCCCAUCUCAGCUCAUCAUAAUGGGCUAUCUCGUGUGUCUCGACUCCUUCCUCUCGCUUCUCGCCAUUCUCCCCAUCCGCCUCUUCCUGCUCCUGCUCCGCUUGCUCCUAGCGCCCUGGAGGGGCCGCCUGCAACUGUGUGUGGACGACAUUGCUGACGUCGGCAAGGGCGUCAUCAUCGUGUGUGGUGUGCUGGCGCUGCAGCAGGCUGACGUCAGCCUCAUCUACCACUGGAUCCGUGGGCAGAACAUUCUCAAGCUCGUGGUCAUUUAUAACGUGCUCGAGGUCAUGGACAAGCUGUGCCAGAGCCUGGGGUCCCUGCGGUUCAUAAUCGAUGAAGCGAUAGCAGUGGCAUGCUUCCUGCUGCACGCGCUCGUGCUGCUGACUCAGGCCGUCACGCUCAACGUGGCCAUCAACUCGCACAACCACAUACUCGUCACUCUGCUUGUGUCGAACAAUUUCGCGGAGGUCAAGUCCAACGUGUUCAAGCGCUUCAGCCGGGAGAACAUUCACAAGCUCGCCUGCUUGGACACAGUGGAACGGUUUCAUCUCUCGUGUCAUCUCCUCUUCGUGGUGGUUCAGAACGUGGUCAAGGGGCAAGGCACCUCGCUCUCCUUCUUUAUCCGGAACGUGUGCACGGUGUGGGGCUGUGAGGUGCUCGUGGACAAUCUCAAGCACUCCUUUCUCGCUAAGUUCAACGAGAUCAAGCCCGAAACCUACUCUGACUUCCUGCUCUCGCUCUGCAGACAGGUUUUGGAGGAUCGCUGCCACCAUGUGCAUCGCACCAUGAGCUUCGUUCCUCUCGGGCCGGCAUGCAAUGUUAUUCGGGUUGCAACUCCGUUGAUUGCAUCGUUUAUUCCCGUUGGCCGCCCGUUGUUGUCUCGUUGCAUUACACCAUUAGUUGUUAUAAGUACUGUUCUGGUUCUCGCACUGGUAAAAGCUCACCUAGCCUUAUGCCUGCAGCUGUAUUCGCGAUGGUACAUCCUGCGCCACCAGAAAACAGAAGCAAAGCUUCACAAGGACUGA
Molecule: messenger RNA, 2235 nt
Organism: Closterium sp. Yama58-4
Lineage: Eukaryota; Viridiplantae; Streptophyta; Zygnematophyceae; Desmidiales; Closteriaceae
Source: the annotation of a GenBank genome assembly